AUUGAAAYGGUGACUGGUGAGUGUGAGUCGAGAUGACUGGAAUUGGAUAUGGAUACAUCACACAUAGCAAGUUCUUAGUUCUGGGUUAUGGCCUAAAACCAUACCAAGAGUCUGCAGCCUCUAGAUUCUUUCCUUCGUAUUUGCGAUACAAAUUUGAAGAGAUAUUGGAUGCAAGACCAGCGCCAUAAACCCAGUAAGUCUUGGCAGUUCUAAGUUUCAAAGUGGUUCGAGACGAGGAAACCGGGAAAUGUUGCACUGAAGAUUGUAGACAAAUGGAUCACUCUUCCUAACCUGUGUACCAUCCAUUGCUUAAUAAGUUAAUAAGGUCAAGCUUUUAGCUUUGCAGAGACAUCUCUUGCAUUGUUUGAUAUCAUAGAAGGAUAACUGAGCACCAGGAUGGCUUCGGUAUUAUUUAGGGGGAUCCAAACCCGCCCUUUUCUCCUCUACCCUUCUGCACUUCUCUCCAGGAAAAAUGGUGUUCUCUUUUGCACCACGAAAUGCUCUCAAAGCCAAACUGCAACACAGGAGAACCAGCAAACUCAGAUGAAAGUUUCUCCGCGUACCCAUACAAAAAAAGUUGAGAAAAUCCUACACGACUAUGAAGCAAUCAUUGGUAUAGAGACGCAUGUCCAACUCGACACUCUCACCAAGGCCUUUUGCAGCUGUGCUUACCUCUAUGGGUCUCAACCCAAUACUAAUGUUUGUCCUAUUUGCAUGGGUCUACCUGGCACUCUGCCAGUUUUGAACUCUAAGGUCAUUGAGUUUGCUGUAAAAGUGGGCCUUGCACUCAACUGCAAUUUGUCUAUGAACUCAAAAUUUGAUAGGAAGCAAUACUUUUAUCCUGAUCUUCCAAAGGGCUACCAGAUAUCUCAGUUUGAUAUCCCGAUUGCUACUGGUGGGUUCAUUGAAUUGGAUCUUCCCACUGAGUAUGGAGGCGGGCAUAGGAAGUUUGGAAUAACCAGGGUUCAUAUGGAAGAAGAUGCAGGGAAGUUACUUCACUCAGGAAAUGGAAGUUACUCACAGGUUGACUUGAAUAGAGCAGGUGUGCCUUUGCUUGAGAUCGUUUCGGAGCCUGAUAUUAGAAGUGGCCUUGAGGCCGCAGAGUAUGCAGCAGAGAUACAGAGGUUGGUUCGAUAUUUGGGUGUGAGUAAUGGGAAUAUGCAAGAAGGUUCACUCCGUUGUGAUGUAAAUGUCUCAGUCCGGCCUAUUGGGCAACUAGAAUAUGGAACAAAGGUUGAGAUAAAGAAUAUGAACUCAUUUUCAGCAAUGAAUAGGGCGAUUGAUUUUGAAAUCUCCAGGCAGGUUGAUCUCUACAGUAAAGGAGAGGAUAACCAAAUUAUACAGGAAACUCGACUCUGGGAAGAAGGGGCUCAGAGAACAGUUACAAUGAGGAAAAAGGAAGGGCUUGCUGAUUAUCGAUAUUUCCCAGAACCUGAUCUUCCAGAAGUGGUCCUUAGUGAGGAAUAUGUUGAUAAUAUUCGUGCAUCUUUACUAGAGCUUCCAGAAGUGAAGCGUAGGCGAUAUGAAAGGAUGGGUCUAAGCAUGCAAGAUGUCCUUUUUCUUACYAAUGACAUGAAUGUUGCAGACUUUUUUGAUGCAACAAUUGAAAGGGGAGCAGAAGUGAAGAUGGCUGCUAAUUGGAUAAUGAGUGACAUUGCUGCUUAUUUGAAUAAUGAAAAGUUGUCUAUAAAUGAGAUUAAACUUACACCACAGGAGCUGGCUGAACUAAUUUCAUCUAUAAAAGGUGGAACAAUCAGUGGGAAGAUUGGGAAAGAGAUACUCUUUGAGCUAAUAUCCAAUGGAGGUACCGUCAAAGCACUUAUAGAAGAAAAGGAUCUGGUCCAGAUAGUAGAUCCUGCUGAGAUCGAAAAAAUGGUGGAUAAAGUUCUGAUAGAAAAUCCAAAGCAGCUUCAACAAUAUCGUGGAGGAAAAACUAAGUUGCAAGGAUUCUUUGCUGGCCAAGUAAUGAAAUUAUCUAAAGGCAAGGCCAAUCCAGGACUUUUGAACAAGAUCCUUUUGGAAAAAUUAAAUGCCAAAGGCUGAUGCUUUUAGAGGCCAGAAUUUUGAGAAAGACAUGAUAUUGGAAAGAAGCUUCCUUUCAUUCUAGUUAUAUACAACAAGCUAAGAUUAUGGCGUUGGAUAUGUGCUGAUCUGAGCUAAGAUGAUGGUGUUGGAUUUCUGCUGACAGGGUUGAUGAAAAAGAAAUUAGAGAUGGGAAAGGUGGUAAACUUGGUGGUUAUUACACUUUACUUUUGGCUACCAUCUGUUCUGGGCCCUUUGAUAAAGAUGCGUUUUAAAUCUCCAAUUUUCAAAUCUUAUGUCAAUACAGAGUAGCAGGUAGUAUUGAAGUUUUACCCGUUGUGUUAUUGUAAUUCAUUCAAUAGAAUUAUUUUUUCUUAUAACUUUUCUGGAUAUAUAUUUUUUUCUAUUUCCUCUUCUUAAUAGUUCAAAAUAGACGGAUCACAUCUUUGUUUCUGUUAGUUAAUAUGCUCACAGAGCUGAUGCCAAUGAUAUUAUUCCGUUGUGCUA
Molecule: messenger RNA, 2529 nt
Organism: Nelumbo nucifera (sacred lotus)
Lineage: Eukaryota; Viridiplantae; Streptophyta; Magnoliopsida; Proteales; Nelumbonaceae
Gene: GATB
Product: GLU-ADT subunit B
Biological process (GO): glutaminyl-tRNAGln biosynthesis via transamidation
Molecular function (GO): glutaminyl-tRNA synthase (glutamine-hydrolyzing) activity
Source: RefSeq, a predicted model, not a curated record